Messenger RNA from Aspergillus affinis, 4017 nucleotides. Its product is annotated as Glycoside hydrolase. Gene Ontology annotation, molecular function: beta-glucosidase activity. Bases 1 to 4017 code for a protein of 1338 amino acids. Lineage: Eukaryota; Fungi; Ascomycota; Eurotiomycetes; Eurotiales; Aspergillaceae. The transcript has 8 exons. Gene Ontology annotation, biological process: glucan catabolic process. The record is from RefSeq and is a predicted model, not a curated record.
AUGCCGCCGCAAUUCGACGUGGACCAUGUCCUGAAAAACAUCGACGAGCAGGAUAAGAUCGCCCUUUUAUCCGGAAUCGAUUUCUGGCACACCCACCCCAUUCCCGAAUUCAAUGUGCCCUCCGUUCGCUCCACCGAUGGCCCCAAUGGCAUCCGCGGCACCAAGUUCUUUGCCGGCGUACCGGCUGCCUGCUUGCCAUGCGGGUCUGCGCUCGGCGCCACCUGGGAUCGGGAGUUGCUACACCGGGCAGGAAAUUUGGUCGGCGAGGAAUCUAUCGCCAAAGGCGCCCACUGCUGGUUAGGUCCGACGAUCAACAUGCAGCGGGCUCCGCUAGGUGGUCGGGGUUUUGAAUCCUUCGCAGAGGACCCCCAUUUGUCGGGAAAGCUGGCUGCCGCCAUGAUCCUCGGCUGCGAAGCCACGGGGGUCAUCUCGGCCGUGAAGCACUUCGUGGGCAAUGACCAGGAGCACGAGAGACGCGCCGUGGACGUGCUGGUCACCCCGCGAGCUCUACGGGAAAUCUAUUUGCGACCGUUUCAGAUUGUGGCGCGCGACGCCGCGCCCGGGGCGUUGAUGACCUCCUACAACAAGAUCAACGGCAAACAUGUCGUGGAGGACAAGCGGAUGCUAGACCUCGUCCGCGAGGAAUGGAAGUGGGAUCCGCUGAUUAUGAGCGAUUGGUACGGUACCUACACGACGAUCGACUCUAUGGUGGCCGGGUUGGAUCUCGAAAUGCCCGGCGUGUCGCGAUAUCGGGGCAAGUACAUCGAGUCGGCCGUGCAGGCGCGUCUCAUCAAGCAAUCAACUAUCGACGCGCGAGCGCGCCGGGUGUUGGAGUUCGUUCGUCGAGCCAGUCAGACCCAGGUCUCCGGAGUGGAAAAAGGUCGAGACUAUCCGGAAGACCGCGCGUUAAAUCGCGCCGUCUGCGCCAACAGCAUUGUGCUCCUCAAGAACGAAGACAUCUUACCCCUGCCUAAGGAGGCCAAAAAGAUCGCCCUCAUUGGGUCGCACAUGAAGACGCCCUCAAUUUCCGGUGGCGGAAGCGCGUCUUUGGAGCCCUAUUACGCCGUUUCCCUCUACGACGCCGUCAAGGAAGCUCUGCCAGAGGCCACGAUCGUCUACGAAACGGGUGCCUACGCGCAUAAGAUGCUGCCAGUCAUCGACCGCCUCCUCAGUAAUGCCGUCUUGCACUUCUACAACGAGCCCGUCGGCACACCACGCACGCUCCUCUCCACAGAGCCGAUGGCUAAAACCGCCUUCCAGUUGAUGGACUACAAGACGCCGGGGCUGAACCGGGCGCUCUUUUGGGCGACGCUGGUUGGUGACUUCACACCCGACGCGUCGGGAACCUGGGACUUUGGACUGAGCGUCUUUGGCACAGCCAAUCUCUACAUCGAAGACCAGCUGGUUAUCGACAACACCACACGUCAGACGCGCGGUACGGCGUUCUUUGGCAAGGGCACUGUCGAAGAAGUCGGAUCCCUGGCGCUGGUCGCCGGCCAGACCUAUCGGAUCCGCAUCGAGUACGGCUCCGCAAACACCACGACCAUGAAGACCGUCGGCAUGGUCAACUUCGGCGGGGGCGCCGCCAACCUAGGUGCCUGUCUACGUAUGGAUGCCGAGCAGAUGGUUGCCAGUGCCGUCCAGGCGGCCAAGGACGCGGAUUAUACGAUCCUCUGCACCGGGUUGAAUCAAGAUUGGGAAUCCGAAGGCUUCGAUCGGGCUCACAUGGAUCUCCCGCCCGGGAUUGAUCGGUUGAUCAGCCAGGUUCUGGACGUGGCCGCCGAUCGCACUGUAAUCGUCAAUCAAUCGGGGAUGCCCGUCACUAUGCCCUGGGUCAACCAAGCGAAGGGGAUCGUCCAGGCAUGGUAUGGCGGAAACGAGACAGGCCAUGGAAUCGCAGACGUGAUCUUCGGCGGUGUAAACCCCUGCGCAAAGCUGCCCGUCUCUUGGCCUAUCGACGUGAAACAUAACCCGGCAUACCUGAACUACGCCAGUGUCGGUGGGCGGGUGCUAUACGGUGAGGAUAUCUACGUAGGAUACCGGUUCUACGAGAAGACGGAACGAAACGUUCUCUUUCCGUUCGGGCAUGGCCUCUCGUAUACGACCUUCGCUGUUUCCCCGGAAGCCACCGUGCAGCCCGCUACAUUUUCUCCGGAAAAUCCUCCCACGAUCACGGUACAGAUUCAGAACACGGGUGCAAUGGCGGGAGCCCAGGUGCUACAGCUAUAUAUCGCUGCCUCUAAGUCGCCGACCCCGCGACCCGCCAAGGAGCUACAUGGAUUCGAAAAGGUAUUCCUACAGCCGGGAGAACAGAAAAACGUGCAAAUCAAAGUCGAUUCGUACGCGACGAGCUUCUGGGACGAGAUUGAAGACAUGUGGGAAAGCGAGGCCGGCACCUAUGAAGUUCUGGAAACAUGGGGGUCGCGCAUCCUGGAGGCCGUGGAGAGGCAAGAGACGCUACUCACAGAGACAUUGGCCGUCAAUCGAGAUAAUAUUCCGAUCCUCCGCCCGCGAAGUGAUUCCACAUUGCCUGCCGUGGAAGAGGAAGAUCCGGAGAGUAUCUCACGCAAUGAUGCACUGAAGACGCCCAUUACCGGCUCGGAUAUGAUCCUGACCUGGCCGAUCUUCCCGGAGAAAAAGCCCGUCACUACGUUCCCUGCCUCUGCAUUCUCCGAGAAGCCGGAUAGGUUCCAGCCAGGAAUACCGGGAUUUGACGCCGUUCGCAUGUUUGAGCUGCGGGAAAUCUUUCUGACGAAAAUCUGGACCAAGAACCCCAUCGUCGACGCGGACCAACUCGACCUAUACAUCGCCAACGUUCUCGAGAAUGGCAUCGACUGGUCUGCUUCGUCCUGUCUCCUUCUACUUGUCUUUGCCCUGGCCGCUGUCUGGGGCAACUAUCCCGACGCCGAAACUCGGACGAUCGCUCGCCAUGAACCGUCUUUCGCGCAACAAGGUACAUACGUCAGUUUGGCGGUUCCAGAGUGUCGGAUGAAGGAGUCGCUGGCUUUCGUCUCCAUGGCGCGCAAACGGCUAUCGGCAGCAUACAUGGAUGAGUCCUUGUACAAUAUCGAACCGAUCCCGGGGUGGAAAAUGUUUCGGACGGCGUCGAUGUUGUGGCAAACAUAUAACCUGCGACAUCGAACAGGCGAGACGGAACGAUCUUCACAGGAGCAGAGUCUGGAACAACGACUAUAUUGGACCUGCCUGAAGUCAGAAUGUGAAGUCCGAUAUGAAUUGACAGACUUACCACCCUGCGACCUGUCCCUCUCCGAUUUCCCGUUCGCCUUACCCACAUUUCCGGUAGAUCUGGCCUACGGGAGCCCCGGCGAGAUACUCGCUCACAGUCCCUCGGCCAUGAACCCGGAAUCGAUUUCCUCGUACUACUACCUAGCCGAGAUCUCUUUAAGGAGGCUUCUCAAUCGCGCGCGAAAUGCUGUGCGCGUUCUGGCACCCGAUAUGACCAUGUCGACCGUGGCGCGGCUGGCUGAAGCGCUGUCUACGCUGGAAAGCCAGCUUCAGCAAUGGGUCGAGUGUCUUCCACAUACCCUGUACUUCAAUCCACCGCUGAAAUCGAUGCCCGCACCCAACGAGCCGGAACUUGUCAAAUUGGCGAGAGAAAGAUACGUGGAGGUACGCGAGCUGUUAUGCCGGGCGUAUCUGUACCUCUGCAUCCAUGUGCCACUUGAUCUUGAGCUCGCACAGAGCUACGGGCCGAAGGCCAGCGAGGCACUACUACUGUCUGUGUAUCGGACGCAAACUGAGGUCCCAUUCUUUCGACAUCCCGGGUCAUGGGGCGCAUGUCGUGUGCGGUUCAACCACGCGUUGUGUCUCAUCGCUGCCUUUCGAGGCAAAAUGAAUGGCAUCUCGUCGAUGGACUAUGUCAGCAUCCCCGCGGCAUGGGCUGACUGCGUUCGAGCGGUGGUCGAGCGAUUAAGGAUUUGGAGCGAGGAGGGCGCGGGGAUCAAGGAGUUGUGCAUUUUGUUAGAGUGGCUGAUGCACGGAGUCGUAGCCGGGUAG